Messenger RNA from Closterium sp. Yama58-4, 1614 nucleotides. The record is from the annotation of a GenBank genome assembly. NCBI's taxonomy places the organism in Eukaryota, Viridiplantae, Streptophyta, Zygnematophyceae, Desmidiales, Closteriaceae.
AUGAUGCGUGUCUUCUUGUACAGAUCCUCAUCUGAAGCCCAGGCGGAGGAGAAAUGGUCAGAGGCCGCAGACGCGGCAGGCGAAUCGGCGGCCAAGGCUGGCCAGUCCGCCGCUAAGGGCGGAGACGCGGCUAAGAAGCAAGCAGAAGCCGGAGCAAGCGCCGCAUCUGACGCUGCUAAAGGCGGAGCUAACGCUGCAUCUGGCGCCGUUUCAAGCGCGUGGGAGAAGCUCAAGGAGGCAGCCACAGGGGCCGCUUCCGCUGGCCGCGCGGGGGCGGAGCAGGUGGGGGAGGCCGGCGCGGAAGCACAGCGACGCGCGGGGGAGACUGGCGCGCAGCUUGGAGAGCGUUUGGGAGAGACGGGCGCGCAAGCACAGCAGCGCGCGGAGGAAUACGCGGACGCCAUGGCGGAGGGCGCGGGGGAGACGCUCGAGGGGACGAAGGCGGGCGGGCAGCGGGCGGCGGAAGAGGCGGGGAAGGCGGGCUGGGGCGUGUACGACCGCAUGCGCUCAGUGGCGGACCGGCUUCAGCACGCUGCGGGGCAGGGCAUGGGCGUGGGAUGGGACAUCGUGGGGCAAACGCGCGACACUGCCGCUUCCGCCGGCGCAGAGGCGGGUGAGCGCGCAAAGGCCGGCGCGACAUCCGCGGAGGAAACUGCUGAAGGCCUCACGCGACGGGCGGGGGAACGCGCCGCUGACGUGGCGUCGACGGUGGAGGCGGGACGCGAGGCUGCGGAAGAGGGCGCAGGACGCGCGGCCGGUGCGGCCGGUUCGGCGGUCGGCGGGGUGGUUGGCGGCGUGCGCGAUACCGCGUCGCGGAUCGGCGAGGCGGCAAACCAAGCGGCAAAAGGAACUGCUGCUACCGUGGGCCAAGCGGGGGAGUUUGCUGCGGGGACCGUGAAGCAGGCGGGCGAAGGCGCAUAUAGCGCGGGGAAAGGCGCAUACGACACCGCGGCUCGCGCAGCGGCCCGCGUAGGAGAAGGCGUUUCUGGCGCGGGAUCCAAGGCGUAUGAUACCGUGUCUGGCGCCGCGUCUGGCGCUGCGGCGGCAAUUCCGGGCCCCGCGGAUUUCCAGCGCGCGGGAAAGUAUCUCAUGGACUGGUCGCAGGGGCUGGUGGCGCAGCGGAAGUCGGAGGCGGAAGAGGCUGCGCGGAAGGCGCAGGAAGCGGCGGAGAAAGGCUCAGGGAAGAGCGCGGAUUGGCUGAAGCAGCUGGCGGAAGCCGCCUGCUCGCGUUACGAGGCGGCGAAAGAGGCGCUGAGCUUCGCGACGGGGGAGGUGGGGGAGCUGCGGAGGCCUGGCGGAGCAGAAGAGGGGGAAGAUGUGCUGCGCGACAUGUACAACCGCGCGGAAGCUUCCAUGCAUGAGCUGUGGAAAGCGGCGAACGACGCGACCGAAACCGCGAAAACGAAGAGCGGUGAUCAGGCCGAAGCUUUGAAGGAGGAAGCGUGGAGGAGGUACGAAGAGGCGAAGAAAGGGUUCGAGCAGAUUCAGACGCAGUUUGGGGACUUGUUUGAGAAAAUGGGGAUGAAGGGAGUGAAGGGAGAAGGGAAGAAGGAGAGGAUCAGGGAGCGCGUGGCGCAUCCUUCGCCUGGCGACGCGCUUCGUGUGGAGCUGUGA